CCAUCUGGCUGGCUCCAUGGCGGAGGACAUAGGACAACGACUUAGAGAGCCGGACGUAUCUGUCCUAAAAAUGAUACACACAGCAACAGCGGGACUCCUUUUAGAGAAGUGGUCUGGCCAGUAUCGCAUUUCAUGGGGUUUCUCACCUCUUCACGACGUCCUCGCUUUCCUUUACUUCUUCUACCUCCUUCGCCUCUGUCCAUGUUAACCUCGGGAACCCUCUAAUAUUCAGAUUUAGCUCACACAACUGGCGAAAACGAUUGCUUUUGCUAAACACUGCGCCACAUGCAUACACACAACUGACAGGGGGCGCAGUGGUUCCGCGGAAAGGCGGAAAUGAAAAUACCACAAUGGGAAUUUCAGCUCUUCUUACUGAAUAUACAUAUAAUAUCGAGUACUUUUAAGUGCUAAAUUCUAUCGAGGUUAAGAUAUUAAUAGCGCACGUGGAAAGUAGCUUGAUGAGUCAUUUGUGUUAGAUGAUCCGUCUGCGUUAACCUCGUCGUUCACUUGUCAACGCCACAACAGAGCUGUGGGUAAGUCAAUAAUCUGGAAAUUCAGAACAUGGAGUUUCCACUACAUUCCCAGCAGCUGCUAUCAGCGCUAAGAAUUCAACGUCAACAAGGUUUCCUCUGUGACUGCACAGUCCUGGUGGGAUCAUCACACUUCGUAGCCCACAGGGCUGUUUUGGCAUCGUGCUCUCCUUUUUUCCACAUGUUCUUCUCUGACUCUCCGGGCAGCAAUGGUCUAAACAUCACGCUGGACAAUGACAUAGUCACAGCCGAUGCCUUUGGCUCGCUUUUGGACUUCAUCUAUGAAGGCGUGCUGCAGUCGGAGAAGUCUGUACCUGUGGAGGACGUACUGGCAGCAGCAAGCUUCCUGCAUAUGAAUGGCGUGGUGAAACUGUGCAGGAAACGUUUACAGACAAGAGGACCUGUCGCCGAGGCGGACAGCACCAGGUCUGAAGGAGGCGCUGCAGUGAACGUGGUGAGCCAAAUGGAGAAGAGUUGUGUUGCAGCGAGUGGCGCUCAACAAAUGGAAACUCCAUCAACCAAUAUUUUGCCACAUUGUGGCUCGUCGGGGACCGAAGUGAAGACCCCUCCGAGUCGGGACGUUGCUGAUACUACUCAACCCUGCACAGAGUCCUCACCACUGCUCCCCAUCAUAGAACUGGUGCGCGGCCAGAGCGCUGGACAGCCCCGGUUGAGGACGGAGGGUCUGGCUGAGGUACCUGUACUGUGCAGCCCCUGCAGCACCACUGAGUCAUACUGCAGCCAGCAGCCAUCUUCUUCCUCCCUGCUUCCACCAAGUUUCUCCAGCUGUCAACCAACCGUCACAGUAACUGAGUCGGAGUCUCAGAAAGAACACAGAGACCUUCUACAGUCACUUUCCCAAGCUUCACUUCCCUCAAAUCGAAUUCAGAGGAGAGAAAGCCCAAAAUCGAAUCACACAUUCCCACAAUUUAAAACUCCUGAUGCACAACCUGAGGCCAGCGGCAGCGUGGAGGUGAAAGAGGAAGCUAUUGUUAUCUCUGAUGAAGAGUUGGAGGAAGAAAACGAAGAGGGGAGCUACAAUGAGACACUGAUUGAAGAGGUGGAGGAUUCCGAAGAAGACCUCAAAGAGGAUGAGACCAGCAACCUCCAGUAUCUCUCCUUCCAAGAGAGAUCCUUACAAAUGACCUCCCACUCACUCUCCCCUUCUUCGUCUGUCGUUGGUCUCUCUUCACAAGAUGGUUCUCUCCCUCCAGUCCUCCUUCAUUCAUCCUCCAUAGCCACACAGUCAUCGGGUCCAUCCAAAUUCUUUCAGGACCUCCAAGAAGGAGAGAGCUUUGUGGAGGAUGUGCCAACAUGCAAAGUCUGUUGCAAAACGUUUUCCUGCUCGUACACCUUGAGGCGUCACGCCACUGUGCACACACGACAGCGCCCGUAUGAGUGUCGAUACUGCUAUCGGAGCUACACGCAGUCGGGUGAUCUGUACAGACACAUUCGUAAAGUCCAUGACCCCACACUCCCUGCCAAGCGUAGCAGGUCAGACAUCACCCCGCAGACCACUAAAUAGUUGAAAAAUCAUCACUGAUUGUAGUGCAGCUUUAAACGCAUCCUCAGAUAUGGAGGGGGUCUGCUGUUUAGUACUGGUAUGGGUGCGGUCGGUUGUGGAAAACAAAACAGACGCAGCUGUGCCUCUCACGCUGACUUCGCUUCAUAUAUCUGCUAUGUUUAGAUUGUCUUCAGCGGACCCUGAUCAAGUGUCACAACAGUGGGUACUUGCUGGGGGCUGGUUCAGCCUUAACCAAAAAAAAGUGUCCUCACUGUCAGAGCUCAGUUGACCGCACGCUUGGCUUUAAAAUGAUGUCCUGGUUCUUUAAAACGGUUGUUCAAAUCCCAAGAUUUUACACCAGAGAAGUCCAUUUAUUGGGCUCUGAAAAUCAGGACAUUGUUUCAUAAGCCCAACACCACUUCCCAGGUCUGAUUCAAAACCUUAAUUGUUGGGUCUGCCAAAAAGUGACACCCUUCCUGAGUGUUGAGAACCAGCUGUAAUAAGUCCUUAGAACCAUAGUCAAUGUUCCUGAAUGAUGACCAAGCCUCUUGUACGAGGAGGUUCACUUUGUGCCAAAAAAGGAAAACAUUGACUGAAAUGACCUUCACUGUCAUCAAUAUACUCACUACAUGUCGAGCAGCAUUACAGUGAUUAGAAUAGAGCCACUUGUGUUGUGGUGGUUCAUGACUAGAUUUGCACUCUUUUGUCUCCUGUAAUAAUACAUUGUUUUUCAAACAAAUACACAUCUGUUUAUAGAUCUGAAGCGGUUGUUGUCCAUGUUUGGUUAGGUGAUGCAGUAGAGGUGAUAAGUCCCUCUGCUAAAUUUAACACCAAUAUCGUCACAGAUGGCUGAGAGGGGAUCAGCUGAAGUCUUCUCUGCAGCCAUUGUUGCCGGACAGACUCCUUAAAGGCGAGAAUUGGGUCUAUGAUGUCCAAUAGAAAAACAAAUAAGUCAUGUUCGACCAGCUCAUGUUGCCUCCGUUAGUAAUUUACAGUACUUACUAGCAGGAAGAGAGGAAGAACAGUCAUCAGUUUUCAUCAAAUGGCACAAAUAUAAACAGUUUUGGAUAAUACCUUUAAGAUCCAAAAUCAAAGACUGCUGUCCAAAUCGCAGUCUUGUGUUUAGUGAUUUUAUUGUACUACAAAAAUAUAUACACAAACUUUCACAGCAUUUUUCUUCCAGCAAGCAG
Molecule: messenger RNA, 3224 nt
Organism: Synchiropus splendidus (mandarinfish)
Lineage: Eukaryota; Metazoa; Chordata; Actinopteri; Syngnathiformes; Callionymidae
Gene: zbtb3
Product: zinc finger and BTB domain containing 3
Exons: 3
Coding region: 562-2055 (497 amino acids)
Biological process (GO): regulation of transcription by RNA polymerase II
Cellular component (GO): nucleus
Molecular function (GO): RNA polymerase II cis-regulatory region sequence-specific DNA binding; protein binding; DNA-binding transcription factor activity, RNA polymerase II-specific
Source: RefSeq, a predicted model, not a curated record